This is a messenger RNA of Lycium barbarum (goji berry), 549 nucleotides long. RefSeq lists its product as uncharacterized. Gene Ontology annotation, biological process: translation. Gene Ontology annotation, cellular component: ribosome. The transcript has 3 exons. The coding region runs from base 1 to 378 and encodes 125 amino acids. The record is from RefSeq and is a predicted model, not a curated record. Gene Ontology annotation, molecular function: structural constituent of ribosome; 5S rRNA binding. Lineage: Eukaryota; Viridiplantae; Streptophyta; Magnoliopsida; Solanales; Solanaceae.
AUGGCAUGUAUUGUCUAUUUUAGCCCAACAGACCUCGUGAAUUUGUCUCUUGGCUACGCUAUCAUCGAGUUUAAUGGCACUCCUGAAAAACCAAGACUUUCAGUCUUCUGCUCAGAUAGACAGUUGUAUGCUACACUAGUAGAUGACCAGAAUAAGAAGUGCUUGUUUUAUGGGAACACUCUGCAAAAAUCAAUCCGGGGUGAUCCACCUUGCAGCACUGUAGAAGCAGCGGAACGUGUUGGUGAGAAACUAGUGCAGACUUGUGUUGAUCUCAAUAUAAAUGAAAUUUCGUCUUAUGAUCGCAAUGGUUUUGCUCGAGGAGAAAGAAUGCAAGCCUUUGAGAUUGCCAUUUCUCGACAUGGUUUCUUGUUCAAAUAGUUCUUCUUUUCUCUGUGUAUCUUGUAAAGCCUUAAAGGAGUUUGAAGCUCUUACCUUUUAAAAAAGUUGUAUAUCAUUUGCGGUGGGAAAUAAUUUAGAAUUUAGACAUUGGGUGUUCUAAAAUCCAAGAGUUGGUUUAAUUUAAUUCUAUCUAUACUUCUUUUCUUUGCA